Cydia pomonella (codling moth) is the source of this 5047-nucleotide messenger RNA. RefSeq lists its product as uncharacterized. The transcript has a single exon. Lineage: Eukaryota; Metazoa; Arthropoda; Insecta; Lepidoptera; Tortricidae. The record is from RefSeq and is a predicted model, not a curated record. The coding region runs from base 358 to 861 and encodes 167 amino acids.
UACGUUGCGACUUGAUCGGAAAAAACCAGUUUAAAUUCUGACCUCGAUAUUAGUAAUUAGUAUUGGUGGGAAGAGGACGUAGUUAUUUUGGUUCGUUUUGUGUUUUAGACUCACAUCCGUUCACGAAUAGUAGUUCGCGCCGCGAACUACGUCAUCACUCGACAAGUGUCUUAUAUUUAAACAAUGAAAUUAGACUUUGUUCCCACUAGGUAAGGUUGAGAUUGGAACGGGAGUAUUUUGCCGAAGGGGUGACUCGAAGGGCGAGGGGUAUCGACCGUUGUGCGUCUCGCUCAGACGGUGAACGCGCGCCGGCAAUGCCACACGCGCCACGCAAAACAUGUCCACGCCGCUACCGAAAUGUGCUGGCGUCAGGUCUCAAAACUACAAAAGUCUGUGCUCAUAGUGCUUUUCUACUUUACCGUGUACGUUCUCGUGUCGUAUUCCAUGUCCCCGGAUACUGAUUUCGCGUUUGUAAGCGACGAUUUGCGUGUUGGGGAUAAAUAUGCGUUGAUUUAUCUCGUAGCGCCUCGGAGUCCUGUUUUUACCGACGCGGAGGGAGCGAAUGUUUUCAAAAGUCGUCGCUGCGGACAGUGUUUCAUCACUAAUAACAGAGGAUUUUUGCCGAUGAGCGAGUACGAUGCUAUACUUGUGCUCGGAGACCGCAGCUUGCUUUACGAAACUUCGGCUUUCAUGGACCCUGGGAAGAGGUUUCUGAUAGAAACGAGUAGGAAGUGCGUUAAGGAGAAGCUCAGAGGAUGCAGCUGGGAACCUAGGAUCACCUCAUUCGGAGACAACAAGCCAUACGAUCUGUGCAGUCUCUGCGAGCAUCUACAUAGAAAGCGCCUUAAACCAAACAGUUAGAAUCUGUUCAUGUGAUAAUAGGUAAACUAAUUAAUUUUAGGCUCAAACAGAUGCCUUGCUAGGGUAGUCAGGUUGCCGCCUGCCAAAAUAUUCAAGUUUUCUAAAAUAUACCUAGUUAUAUCUCAAAAGUUUUACAAUGGUGCUUAGUUCUCAAAAUUGUACUGAAUCUGGGCUGAAAUCUUGGUUUUUAAUCUUUGAUGUGCAACGAAAAUAUACUAAAGAUAUUCCUAAAAUGAACCUUAACACAAGGUCGUAAAAUCUAUCAAUGGUCACUUAAGUAGGUACUUACUAUGUAUUAGGUUGUACUUUUUCUUUGACGUCCGUACAUUCUUAGCGCAAUUUUGUAACCCGGUUAGAAUUAAGUGAUUCGAUUUUCAAAUAACAACGUAUUUACAUUCCAAUUACAAUAAAUCUGGCCAUGUGUUCCAUUGUUAAAACACCUGUAUUUAUUUAUGGCACGAACGAUUUUUUUCAAAAUUCUGGGAUUUUGCCAAAUACUAAGUACUAUUUUUGUCUGAAUAGCGAUUUUAAGUGAAUCUGGCAUUUGAUUAACCCAGAUUUUUAGGUUAUGUUGAAAUGUUCUCAGACCUACAAUUUGUAGGUAAGGUAAAUGCACCUAUAAAGUAUCAAUUGAACUAAUUAUGAAUGGUAUUUUUAAUACCGAUCUUAAAUUGUGCCAAUUUAAGUCUCAACAGUUAUCGACAAUUGACCUAUGAAUAUUCCAUUCAAUACAGAUGUAAUCGUAACGGCACGUACUUAAUUGUACCUACCUAUUUAUUACAUGCUAUUGGUACCAAUACCAAUUGAGUUUAUUUGCCAAAUCAAAGACGUCAGUACCUAACAACUACAUAAUUAGGUAUAUUGAUUUCAAUUACUUAAUGAAAAUACGUAUUGUUAUGUCUCAUUCUAUCGAUUGCAUUGCAAUUAAUUUAAAUACAUUACGCUAUCAGACUUAGGUAUCGGAUUAGUUUUUUUUUAUUGCUGGCCAAGAACACAAAUACUGAUUGUUUAAAAAUAACAAUCCAAAUAAUAUGUGUUGUGUCUCUGUGGCAGGGAUGUCACGAAUGUCGCAUUCUUCAUAUUCGCGAAUGUCCAGGAUGCGAAUGUCCGAAUGCGUAUACAAAUGUUAGGGAAUGUUGUUUUGUUAUUAUCAUUCCUAAUUAGAAAAAAAUCUUAUAAAGUGUUGCGAAAUGCUGUCUACUGGUCAAAAUGCAUUACCUACUUGGAACUCUUGGAAGCAGUUUGCGCGCACUGCCCAUACGCGAGUCGACGAGACAGGACACGACCUGCGCACAUUCGCAUUCGCAAAACAUUCGCUGCACUUGAUGAGAAUGCGAACGUCGAUGCGAAUGUUUAAAAUGAUGAGAAUAUUCGUAUAUACGAAUGCGAAUAUUCGUGACAUUCCUACUCUGUAUGUAUUAAAAUAUAGAUUUCCUUCAUGUAUUUAUAGAACGAACAAAAUUGAUUCGACAUGGUAGUUAAUGUCAUUUCAAGAAUAGGUAUAGCGAAUUGUAACAAAAAAUGUACGAAGCAAUUUCUCAAAGUCACUGGUUGCAAAUUAACCACAACUCUUAGAACAGAAAUAGUACAAUGGGUAUUUUAAGUAAGUACAUAAUACAAUAGGUAAAGUGUGAAUACCAAUAGGGUCGAUAUUUUAAGAAUUCAUUUGAUAUAUUAUUUAAAAUCAUGUUGUAUCCAGUCUAUAUUGAUUGUACACGUUUUUUGUUUUAUAUAAAAUCAUUGCGUCUCUUCUUUAAUGAGAUAUUAAUAAAGGACGUAGAUACUAUAAUUUUCUUGAACUUAUGAAGGGUAUGUUAGCUGGAUCUUUGUUAUGUUGUAUUAGUUAUAAGAAAUAGCCAUUAUAUUUAAUUGUGUGUGGGGUCCAAGUAUGCUUGAAGACAAGGUUAUGUAACACCUGUAGAUAUAAGGAAAAAAGCUGAAUAAAAAGCCAAAUAAAAUCAUUUUAACUUAAAAGUAUGUUCGUCUAGUCAUUAAUUUUGGAAAGGCGAUGGAUUUUGGGUAUUUAUGCGAACAGUUUUGUAAUGGACAAAUGUGUAAUAUAAACAUUAAAAUAUACGCCCAUUUAUUAUAAGGAAAUAUAAAUCUUGGCAAUCCUGUAAAAUUAAAUGUCAAAGUUAGGCAAAUUACAGCAAGAGCUAGGCCGCAAGUUUAAAAUACUCCAUAAUAGAAUGCGCUAUGAGCAUUUAUGCCUCGCGUAACCAUAGUAACCCACCUACACUGUGUCAUUAAUAUUAUAACUUUCCUUAAAUAGACUUCUAUUAUAACUAGACAAUAAUCAAUAUUAAAUAACAUUCAGAAGCUUUUGCAGCUUUUACAGUUAUUACUGUAACGUGUAAACAAUAUGCUAAUGUUCCUAUUAUUAAGAUAAUAAUUGUUAAUACAGUAAAUUUCAAAUACCAGCUCAGAAAUCUAAAAUUUCAUACCGUCACUCGAAUCAAAAAUAUUUAAAAUGAAUUAUCACAUAUUAUCUAAAAUUAUAUGUUUUAAUCGUUUAAACGCUUAGCUUAUGUCAUAGAUUAUAUCGCUCGAUUAUUAUGAGUAUGACUAGUAUAGUUCGUGUCAUCCACGAUGACGCGCAGAUUUAUCAAAUCUAACCUUUAAUAAUAUGAUAAUACGAGCCAAGGCACGCGUCUUCGUGAAUGACACGAUCUUUAUCCGUCGGAGCUAUCUUUGCAUCGAUUUGAACAAAGUAAAGAUUAUUAUAAUCGUCAUAUUUUCAUAGGAAUUUGACAUUAAUGAAGACUUGCCGCACUUUAUCAUUACAAAUGCCGUGCGGAGUUAGCAUGGUCCGACAAGCACGAACAGGCCAAUCCCAUAAAUAUAAUGUGAUACUGAUCUAACAUGGAUCUGACGUUAUUCCAAUAUGAGAUGGUUCCAAGCUAUAGAGGACCUGCUGAAUUACGCAUUAUGUCAACUUUCAACCAAAAACGUCACUUUUGACACUGACAGGUCUGUAUCAGAUCAGUAUCAUAUUGGAAUGAGAUUUAAUAACUAAAACUCCAAUUGGCCUGGUAGUGCGGAGAGCAAAAUGAGCGAAAUAGAUAACCUUUUUAAGUCAAAUGUCAAGAUUUUAUUUACACCGCCUUAUCUCUGUGAAAUAUGAUUACAUACCUUAUUAAUUACCCACAUGGUGAUAAAUGUGAUAUUAAUCACGAAGCCUCUUAUCUCAGACUGCGUUUCCACUAAAGAUGUGGGAGGAUGCCAAUAGAAAAUUGCCGACGAGAGCUGCGCUGAGCGAGAAUUAUUUGUUUAUUUAUUUAUUUGUUUAUUAGGAUCACCAACAGAAGAUACAAUUCACAUACUAUAAUUUACAUACUAAAAGAGCACAUUUAUAAUUGAUCCCCCAUUUAAAGGCAAUCACAGCAUGCAUUAUUUAAGUUAAGAUUCAGAAUAAGACCUUAAUAUAAAUAUAAAGGUCUUAUUCUGAAUCUUAACUUAAAAUUCAGAAUAAGACCUUUAUAUUUAUAUUAAGAAAUAUAGAAUAUAUGAAUGAAGUGAUUCUAUUGGUUCUUAAUAAACACAUCCCUCGCUAUUGUAUCCUCAUACGUUUCUGAUGGAAACGUAGCGUAAUGGAACAACAACUUUAGAUAUUUUUAAUAAUAUUUUUAGAUAUUUAUUUAUAUAUUUUUAAAUUUCAAAUCCAUAUAUACCUACUUCUCGCGUCGAAUGAUGGUCUCUAUGAUAUAAAUAGACAUUAACAAUUUUUUUUUUCAUUAAAUUUCACAGAGAAGAGGUUUAAAAGGCAACUUGAAAACGACAGUUUUUCAGCUUAAUUCGAAUAAACAAUAUUUCACAUCUUGUAUGAAGUCUUUCAAAACAAACAAAACGAAUACAUACAUACUAACAUUUUAUGAAAGUUGAUUAGUAAAUGAUUAGUUUUAGAUUUUUUUAAGUAGAAUUUCUAAUGUUUUUAGAUGGAAGUACACACAGUCAUAUUAAUUUGCAAUGUUCAUUUCUGGUCUGAACUUAAAAAAAGUAAUUUUUUUGUUAAUAUUAAUAUUAAAAUGACAUACUUAAUAAAGGUUGUAAAACUUGUAAAGAUAUUUUUCAAUGAAUACCUAUGUAAAAUAGUUUUGAGUCCUAUGUGACAUGUCUAGUAAGCCACAUAAAUGUUUGAUGUAAGUUCAUAAAUAAAAUGAUAUUAAUUAAAUUUGUUAUAUAACAA